ACCUUCCACGUAACCUACUUGUCACUCUAGCCUUUUCUCGGCUUUCUCUCUUCCCUAUCGUCCUUUCCUCGUUCCGAUUCUGUGCAACUGCAAGUGCGACCUCUCAAUCCAAAUCCUCAACGACGCUGCUUUGCAAUCGAUUAUUUUAUGAAUGUGAAAUCAUAGUUUUAUUACGUUUCUCUUCUGAUUUCAAUUCUUCAAACCACGGAGCUGUAUCGUGGAUUUUAAUCAUGGCUAAUUGGAUCUCCUCCAAGCUUAAAGCGGCCGAGAGCAUUCUCCAGCAGAUCGAUCAGCAAGCGGCGGAGUCGCUUAAAAAGGGGGAAAGGCCUCCAGCUGUGGAUUAUUUGGAAGCCGCUGGAAAAGCUGGAGAUAUUUUGCCUUUGAAGGAUCAACUCAAGAAGAAGAAUCAAGUAGAUAACGAUUAUCGUGGAAAAUUGCGAAGUGAUCUAAGUUUGAAUGUGAGUAGAAGCCAGGAUAAUGUGAUUUCUGCCUCAUCAAAACCCUCGCCGUCGUCAAAAUCACCUACUGUAAAGGACAGUGACUGGACCGAACUGCUCGGUACACCUUCAACUUCGCCUGCAUCCCGCAGUAAUGGAGCAUCUUCAAUUCGUGGGGCGAAGAGAGAAAGUCGCGGACCAAGUAAUGCAGGUUCAAAUAUGUCGGUGCUGGAUUUCAAGAAAACUCAGAACAACGCUAAUAGCAACAAGUCUGUUGGGGAAAGAAAGAAAUUGAACAGGAAGGCAAGUGAUGUGGAUGAAUCUAAUAUUUCAGUUUCGUUGGGGACAAGUUCAAGAGUAGAUCCAAUAAUUGACAAAAAUGUUACGCAUUCUGAAGGUCAAGAAAUGGACAAGAAGGAAGCUGGAGGCAAUAUUUUUGUUGAAGCAAAAAGUUUGGAAAAAAGGGAAGUUGGUGGGAAUUUUGAUUCCAAGGGUUUUUCUUCAGAGGAUUCUGUGCUGACAAUAAAAAAUGAUCAAUCCUCUGAAACAGUGGGGAAUACAGAUCAAACUAAAAGGAUAUCUCAUACAAAUACCAUUCUGAAAGAUGCUCAAAGUCAUCGAGAAAGUGUUGUUUCUGGGAAAUAUAAAUCAGAUGAAGUUUCUCGUAGUUCUAUAUCUGAUGAUGUGAGAAAAGAGUGGACAGGGUCUUCAACUAGUGAUGGGAGUUCUGGUUCAGAUUCAGACUCGGGUUCAGCUUCUGAUUCUGAAAUUGAACGUGAGAGGGAAGAAAUUAAAAGGAGGAGGCAGAAAAUUAUGGCUGAGAAAGCAGCAGCCAAAGCCAUGGAGGCUAUCAAAGAACAGGAAGACUUGGUGGCUAGACUGGAAGGCGAGAAGCAGAGCCUUGAAAAAAUACUGGAGGAUCGAGCAAGAAAGCAAGCAGAAGAGGCUACAGAGCUGCAGACAUCUAUGAUGGAAACGAUGGAGGCUGUUGAGCUUGAGAAGCAGAAGCACAAUGAAACCCGUAGAGAAGCCCUUGCAAUAAUGGCCAAGCUUGAGACUGAAAAUGCCUAUCUUGCAAGAACCCUUGCUUCUGUACAAUGGAAUCUUGAGUUAGAGGGUAACCGGGUUGCUGGACUUCGACAGCAGAUUGAAUUGAAAGAAACAGCUCAUGAAGAACUGAAGAGGAGGAUUGCAAGCUCUCAUCAAGCUGGAACAUCAACAAAACCAUUGGCUUUUAAAGGAAUCGAAUUUGAAUUGGAGAUUCUCGAGGCAGAGCACUCUCUCAUCACUGAUAAAGUCCUCCAAUUGCAAGAGAAGGGGAAAAAGUUGGAAGAAAACAUAGCGUUGAUGAGAAAAGAGAUGGAGGAACCAACUGAAGUUGAGGUUGAACUCAAGAGAAGGCUUGGCCAGAUGACUGACCAUUUAAUUCAGAAACAAGCUCAGGUGGAGGCACUGUCUUCAGAGAAGGCAACCCUUCUCUUCAGAAUUGAGGCCGUGACAAGGCAGCUAGAAGAAAGCAAAUCAAUGAACAUGAGUGACAUUUCGAGGGACUUGGAGUCUGGGAAAUGGGAGCUUUCAGGUUCAAAACUGAGACCGAUGUUAGAAGGAAAGAUCGACUCGGGGAAGAAACACCUAGGAUCAUUGAUCCUGCAGCUGGAUGCAAUAUAUGUAGCCGGAAUGGUGUUUAUAAGGAGAAACCCUACAGCUAAAUUGUGGUCAGUAGUUUACCUUGUAUUCCUUCAUUUAUGGGUACUUUACAUUCUCAUGUCACACUCUCAAGUAGACACACACACCAAGUCUGGUGCUGUUAUUUCCUUGGAAAACAUCAAUGCCUCUUCACACAUGUGAUUUUGUUUAGUCUCUUAUUUCUUGGAACCACAAAAACACAUAGAUCCCUCUCUUUUCAUUACUUUAUACUAAUAUAACUUUUUUUA
This is a messenger RNA of Cucumis melo (muskmelon), 2371 nucleotides long. Its product is annotated as golgin candidate 2. Gene Ontology annotation, biological process: retrograde transport, vesicle recycling within Golgi; Golgi organization. Bases 231 to 2285 code for a protein of 684 amino acids. Gene Ontology annotation, cellular component: Golgi membrane; Golgi cisterna. Lineage: Eukaryota; Viridiplantae; Streptophyta; Magnoliopsida; Cucurbitales; Cucurbitaceae. The record is from RefSeq and is a predicted model, not a curated record. The transcript has 10 exons.